Molecule: messenger RNA, 2025 nt
Organism: Cladocopium goreaui
Lineage: Eukaryota; Dinophyceae; Suessiales; Symbiodiniaceae
Source: the annotation of a GenBank genome assembly
AUGCCGGUCCAGAGAUCCGCGCCGUUGCCCCUGGCAUGUGGCCAAAGAUUUGCCGCAUCGCCAGGAGUGGAGAGACCGUUUAGACAGCCCCUGCAGAGGUCCGCGCAAUCCUGGGAUGUCCGGCGGUUCCCCGCUGCUUGCGCCGCGCUUGGCGCAACUUGCGCCCGAUGUCCUCGAGGGAAUCGGAGAUGCUCAUCCACAAACAUUGUGGCCAGGCGUGCUGAGAAUACUGACAGUGCUGAGAUGGGUUUUCUCAACAAGGAGCUGGAGAAAGAGAUCCUGGCGGCUGAGGAAACGGUGCAGGCGUUGCGCCACGCCUUGCUCCGCGCAGAGCUGCGCCUCAAGGCCCUCCGGCAGCGCCACGCGGACCACGCGGCGCGCGCGCGGAAAGCGGAAAGGCCAUGUGCGGAGGACGCAGGUUUGAGCCUGGGUUCCUUUCUCCCAUCGACUACCUCCAAAGUGGGAUUUGGGCAGCUCAGAGGAUGGCUUGCCCAGCAGAGUGUGAAUCUGCUGCAGCAAGCUGAAGCUGCAGGUGCGCAAGAGGCAGAGCUGCGUCAGCAGCGGCAGCAGCGCUUGGAGAAGCAGAGCGAGGAGGCGCUGCAGCGCGCGGCGGAUCGGCAGAGCGAACGCGUGGUAUGUCAGCAUGUCUUGGACUUCUUGGACCGUUUGGAGGAGGGCUCGGAGUCAACAGCUGUCCCAUCGGAGCAGCUCUUCCUGCGGUGGCUCAGGGACUUUCACAGCGAGUACGAUGAGACCUGGUUCGAGCAGAACUUGAUGCGCAUUGAUCUGGCUUUCCGACACAUGUUUGAGGAUGCUUUGCGCAAGAGGCUACUCAGCUCAGCAAAUUUUGAUAUUGGAGGUGAGGACACCGAAGUCAGGUGGCAAUGUACCACUUCUGAAAACGCUGCUUGGCUGCAUGAGAUGAACUGCUGUUUUGCCAUGGCUACCAAAACCCGGUGUUUUGCCGCUGGAAUUCCUCGAUUGCCCAAGAACUCCGAGCACUUUGGCAGUUUUAGGGUCGAGAUGGAAGCACCACUGCAGCUCACGGGACCCGAACUCCUGGCGCUGCGCUUCGUAUCUUCCACGGUGGUCUCUUUGCCUUUCCUGGCGACCAACUGGCGCAAAGUGGGAGCCCUCUUGGUGCCUUCGACUGAGCUGGCCAUUUGGCUGUUCGCAGGCUAUGCGCUUCAAAUCCUGGGCCUAGAGAAGACAUCCGCCUCCACCUGCGCGGUGGCGUCGGCCUUGACGGGGCCCUUUGUGCAGAUCUUGGAAUUGGUGGUGGAUGGCAAACAGUUCUCUCCAUUCGUGGCCCUCUGCUCUGCUGGAACCUUUGCAGGUAUUGCCCUCUUCGUCUCAGCACCGAGUUUAGCCGAGGAAAGCCUCUUCGAAAGGUUUUGGAACAUCCUGAAGAUGAUUGCGCCGCAAGGAGGGCCCUUGUCCCAUGAGGCCAUCUUGAAAGGAGUUCCCGGAGAAGCCCUUGCCAUCACAGGUGCCUUUUUAUUUGCGGUGCACGUAUACCGUAGCAAUCGUUUGAUUGAGGAAGGUGAUCCUACGGGUCGCGUCUCGGGCACCGACUUCGCCGUGGGACUGGCAGCGGUGCAGCUGGCGGCUGCUGCGGUGAUUUGCAUCGUGGCCAGUGCCAUCGACAGUCCCUACAGCACGGCCGAGCAGUUGCGCAUUGCUGGGCGGCUGCAGCCCAGGAUUUGGGAGGAAAUCCUCGUCUGCGGAGUCCUUUGCACAGGACUCCCUGCAGUUGUUGAGCUUUUCGCCUUCAACUAUGUGGGCCCAGCUGUGGCCUCGCUGAUCUAUUGCACCAUCCCUUUGUGGGGUACCUUCCUGUCCGUGAUCUUCUUAAACGAAAAGCUGGGCCUGCAGGCCAUCACUGCUGCUGCCAUCAUCCUGCUCUGUUCGUUCGCGCCCAGCCUGCGCGAGCUAGCAACCGAAAGCGAGGAGUGAGCUGAGCAGAAAGCCACACAUCGGUGCCAUCCUGGUACUGGGUGAUGGACUGGUGGCGGCUGAUAAUAA